Molecule: messenger RNA, 603 nt
Organism: Apaloderma vittatum (bar-tailed trogon)
Lineage: Eukaryota; Metazoa; Chordata; Aves; Trogoniformes; Trogonidae
Product: BDNF/NT-3 growth factors receptor-like
Exons: 4
Biological process (GO): synapse organization; protein phosphorylation; cell surface receptor protein tyrosine kinase signaling pathway
Cellular component (GO): plasma membrane; neuronal cell body; axon
Molecular function (GO): ATP binding; axon guidance receptor activity; transmembrane receptor protein tyrosine kinase activity
Source: RefSeq, a predicted model, not a curated record
AUUUGCCCUCAGCAAACUUAAGCAAUUACAACAUCACCGUAGUGGAAGGAAAGAGCAUCACAUUGUACUGUGACACUACUGGCAGGCCACCUCCUAAUGUAUCCUGGGUACUUACUAACCUUGUUUCAAAUCAUGAGAGUGACACAAGUAAGAAUCCUGCAUCGCUAACCAUAAAGAAUGUUUCAUCGAUGGACAGUGGACUGUGGAUUUCUUGCGUAGCAGAGAACAUUGUGGGAGAGGACCAAGCCUCUGCUGAGCUUACGGUGUUCUUUGCACCAAAUAUCACGUUUAUUGAAUCUCCAACCCCGGACCACCACUGGUGUAUUCCAUUCACUGUGAAAGGGAACCCUAAGCCCACCUUGCAGUGGUUCUAUGAAGGGGCUAUACUGAAUGAGUCUGAAUACAUCUGUACUAAAAUACAUGUUAUCAAUCAAAGUGAGUACCAUGGCUGCCUUCAGCUGGACAAUCCUACCCACCUGAAUAAUGGUGCUUAUACUUUACUGGCAAAGAAUGAGUACGGAGAGGAUGAAAAACGGGUUGAUGCUCAUUUCAUGUCAGUGCCUGGAGAUGGUAGUGGCCCAAUUGUGGAUCCAGAUGUUUACG